Molecule: messenger RNA, 1008 nt
Organism: Hydra vulgaris (swiftwater hydra)
Lineage: Eukaryota; Metazoa; Cnidaria; Hydrozoa; Anthoathecata; Hydridae
Product: replication termination factor 2
Biological process (GO): mitotic DNA replication termination; site-specific DNA replication termination at RTS1 barrier
Cellular component (GO): nucleus
Source: RefSeq, a predicted model, not a curated record
UAUCCUAUAUUUUGUUAUGUUAUAUUUUUGUUGUGUUAUAAGUUUAGUGAUAUUAUGGGUUGUGAUGGUGGAACAAUACCAAAGCGCCAUGAGCUUAUAAAAACUGCAAAAAGACCAGCACAAAAGGACAAAGACAUGGAUAGAAAUGCGAAAUGGUCAUCAUGCGCUAUUAGUCAGCAAGGUUUACUACCUCCCAUAAUGUGUUGUGAAUUAGGGAAACUUUACAGCAAGGAGUCUGUUCUUGAGUUUUUACUUGAUCGCUCAAUUAGUGACAGUGCCACUCACAUUCGUAGUCUGAAAGAUGUCAAAGAGCUUAAAUUAACUAAAAAUAUUGGAUACAAGAAACCGUUGCUAGAACUGGCUGAUCAGUAUCAUGAGACACAAUCGUCUGAAUAUGUGUGUCCUAUUGUGGGAAUUGAAAUGAAUGGAAAGUACAAGUUUUGUGUGCUAUGGACUUGUGGUUGUGUUUUAUCAGAGCGGGCAUUAAAAGAAAUCGACACCUUGUCUUGCCACAGUUGUGGUAUAAAAUUUACAAAAGAUGAUAUUGUUAUAAUUAAUCCAGAAGAUUCAGAUGUUUUGACAAAUGAAUCAAAUAUGAUCAAGCGAAGAGAACUUGCAAAACUAGUUAGAAAGGAAAAAAAAGAUACAAAAGAUGCCAAAAGAAAGUUAGACCAAGUUGCAUUUAAAACUCCUGUCGCACCUUUAUUAAAAGAAAGCUCUACAUCUUCUAUUGAUAGUAAUCAAUCUGUUAAAAGAACAAAAAUUGAAAAUAAAACUGUGAACACUGUUUCUAAAGUCCAACAAAAAGAAAAGAUAACAACAAGUUCAGAGGAAUUUCCUGAUGCAAAGAAGAGCAAAGUCUAUAAAAGUUUGUUUUCUUCAAGUGAAGAAAGCAAAAAUAGAGACAAGAACAAAAUUUCUAAUUGGGUUACUUACAACCCUUACCAUUUAUGAUGCUUUGAUGUAUAUAUGAGUUUACAUAAAAAUGUUUAAAUGAUUUUUGUUUAA